Molecule: messenger RNA, 3667 nt
Organism: Anolis carolinensis (green anole)
Lineage: Eukaryota; Metazoa; Chordata; Lepidosauria; Squamata; Anolidae
Gene: armc3
Product: armadillo repeat containing 3
Exons: 20
Coding region: 511-3135 (874 amino acids)
Molecular function (GO): protein binding
Source: RefSeq, a predicted model, not a curated record
AUACAGUGGGUGCAUAGAGGUAUGAAAUAUAGAGUGGCCAUUUAACAUAUGGAGCCAUCUAGAAAGGAUUUUCCUCAGAAUCUCCCAAAUGAAAUAUAAUCCUACACUCUACCUUCAGCUGGGAGUACAAAGUGGCGUCCGAACUGAAUCCGGAAGAUUUACCCCUCAUAGUCAGUUCAUUCUUCAAAACUAUAACCAACUACGAAGAAAUCUUAACUUUUCUCAGUGUUCUAUAUUCAACAAAACAGCCGUUUUCCCGACGCAUGCGUACUGGAGCUUCUGAGGCCGUUGCGUUGCUAAGCAACAGGCGAAGCUAACGGCUCCAAGAAAAGAGCCUGGGGAUGCGACGUCGCCCACAAGUCCUAGCAAAAGCUGGGAGAUGUGCUGAAAGAAGCUAAGAAAGCUAAGAUUGAGAGAAAAGAGCAAACCCAGUGAAUCAGCAAUAAGGGGAAACAUUGUUUGGUUCCAAGUUGUGGACAUUGCAAUAAGAGAGGCAAUUAAGCUCAGAAAAUGGGUAAAAAACUAAAAAAGGAAGUGGAGCCUCCUCCCAAGGAUGUGUUUGAUCCUUUAUGUGUUGAAAGCAAAAAAGCUGCAACGGUGGUACUCAUGCUUAAUUCUCCUGAAGAGGAAGUUUUGUCUAAAGCAUGUGAAGCCCUUUAUAAAUUUGCAGCAAAAGGUGAAGAAAAUAAGAUGACACUUCUUAAGCUUGGAGCUGUGGAACCUUUGUUUAAAUUAGUUACACAUGAAGACCCUAUUGUCCGCAGAAAUGCAACAAUGGUAAUGGGGAUCAUGGCUUCUCACAAUGAUGUGAAGAAAUUAUUAAGGCAGCUUGAUGUCACAAGUGCAUUCAUAGCUCGACUGGCUCCAGAAGAAGAUGUGGUGAUUCAUGAGUUUGCCAGCCUUUGUCUGGCCCAUAUGGCAGUUGAAUAUAACAGUAAAGUGCAAAUAUUUGAGCAAGGUGGAUUAGAGCCGCUUAUCAGACUGUUGGGAAGCCCUGACCCUGAUGUGAAGAAGAACUGUGUUGAAUGCAUCUAUAGCAUGGUACAGGAUUUCCAAAGUCGUGCUGCAGUUCGUGAAUUAAAUGUGAUUCCUCCAUUGCUGGAUCUUUUAAAGUCUGACUACCCAAUUAUUCAGUUGUUAGCUCUCAAAACUUUAGGUAUCAUUACCAUUGAUAAAGAAACUAGAGUGAUGCUAAGAGAAAAUCAAGGACUAGACCACCUUUUGAGGAUACUAGAAACUAAGGAAUUUAAUGAUCUUCAUGUGGAAGCCCUGGGAGUGGUGGCAAAUUGUCUUGAGGAUGUGGAGACAGUGCAACUGUUUCAGGAGACAGGGAGUCUCAGAAAACUACUUAUGUUCACCGAAGUUUCCACUCUUCCUGAUUUUCAAAGAAAUGCAGCGAGGGCCAUUGCUAAAGCAGCUAACUAUUCUGAAAUCAGAAAAAUCUUCAAUGAACAAGAAGUUGAAAAAUGCCUUGUCACCCUUUUGAGAACAAAUAGUGAUGGAACUAAAAUCGCUGCUUCUCAAGCCAUCUCAGCUAUGUGUGAGAAUUUGGCCAGCAAACAAACCAUUGGAACUCUAGGAAUUCCCCAGCUGGUUCAGUUGCUAAGCAGCAACAAUGAAGAGGUAAAAGAAGCUGCUGCUACAGCUCUGGCUAAUCUGACAACAGCCCAUCUUGGCAAUGCAAGUGCUGUUGCAAAAGCAAAUGGUAUUAAACCCCUAAUCAACCUCCUGAGCAUAAAACGAGAUGGAGCUGUUGCUAGUGCGGCUACUGUGCUCUCAAACCUGGCCUUACAAGAACCCUUGCGUGUCAGCAUCCAGAACCACGGUGUAAUGGCCGCACUUGUUAAACCACUAAAUUCCACCAACAGCAUCGUGCAGAGCAGAGCAGCUCUUGUUGUGGCUGCCGUCAGUUGUGAUGCCGAAGCCAGAGCUAAGUUAAGGAACUCAGGUGGUCUUGAUCCUCUGGUAAAACUCCUACAUUCUAAGGACAAAGAAGUCCGAAGAAAUGCCUGUUGGGCUGUGAUGGUGUGUGCAAGGGAUGAAUUGACAGCCGCUGAAAUGACCAAGCUGGGUGCCUUAGACAUUCUUGAAGAAAUUAACCUAUCCAUAGGGCGUAAAAAUAACUUCAGCGAAGCAGCUUUGGACCAAAUACUUGAUCACAAUCUUUCCCAGAAGUAUAGUCAAAUGGGCUAUUUAUCAUGCAAUAACAUCAUUUCAGAUGGCUUCUAUGAUUAUGGACAGAUAAAACCUGGAGUUAAAUUGUUGUCUCUGGAGGAACUCAGUGGUCAGGAGCUUAAUGAUCGCCGUGCUAUAAUCUUAAUAAAUGCUAAACUACCAGAACCUGAACCCACCACUGUUACUCCUGCAGACGAAAGAGCAAUGCAAGAUGGAAUUACUGGCCGAAUUGCAUCUUCUGGAGCAUUAAAAAAAACAAGUAAAGAAAAAGCCAGUCCAGUGGAAGAGAAGUCAGAAUCUCCCGCAAGGUCUUCGUCAAUCAGCAAAGGAAGCAGUAGAGAGAAAGGAUCAAGAAAAGGGAAAGGGAAAAAAGAUGAAGAGAAACCCAAAGAAGAAGACAUAGAGCCUGCUAUGCCUAAAAUAGCAGAAGAAGUUCCUGAAAAGGUUGUAUGGCUUCCUCCUCCUGACACCACCUUGCAAGAUUACAUCAAUGAAGUUUCCAAAACAAUUCUGCCACUAGCAACCACCAAAGAACAGGUUGUACAGCUUGCACAGUUUGUUGCAGACAAGAUGGGUGGUCCAAUUGAAAGAGACAAGUUGCAUGAAUUCAGCUGGGAACUUCAUAUAAGUGAAAUAGAAUAUGAGCUUAAAUGCAAUGUUGUGCCUAUUGGGAAGAUCAACCGAGGGACCUUUUAUCACAGAGCUUUACUUUUCAAGGUUCUGGCAGACAGAAUUGGCGUGAGUUGUAGCUUAGUCCGUGGCGAGUACAAUAGAGCAUGGAAUGAGGUGAAAUUAAUUGAUCACUCUCCUAUGGGAAUACUCCUGCUUCCUCCCCGAGUAUUUAUUGUCGAUCUCAUGUACGAGCCAGGCCACCUGAUGAAAGAUGGAAGUCCAGAAGCAGAUCGCUAUCGGCGUAUUUCAGGAUCUUUUCGUCACAACCAAAAGGAACUUCUCAAUUAGUUUUAUUACAUUUGCACAGAGUGAAUUCCUUGGCUUAUUUCAGAGCUGAUUUGGGUGCCAAGUACUGCACCUUUGUGUGUACAAGCCAGUCUGGAAGGAGCUGUGGGCCUGUCUUUUCCCUAAUAAAACCCCUGAAACUCUAAUAUCUUUCAACUCAGAAAACUCUUUAGUUUCCAUCAUACAGAAUUUCAGAACAAGUCUUAUGCAUGUCUUUGAUGCAUUGCUUAGAAUAAAAGCAGAUAAUGUAAAGUGGUUGCUAAUUAAUGUUUGAUAAAAUGUUGGUUUAACAUUUCACAGACCACCAGGACAUUCAUUUAACAGCUGGAGAUCUUUUCUUGCAACUUGUGAAAUUCUUGCUUUUUGCCUUAUCUUCGCUAUAUAUUUGUUUUAUAAUUUUAUUUAUGUGUUUUCCCAAAAAGAUACAAUGAAAGUGGGGGAACAUUGUUGUGGUCUAGCCCUUUCAUUUUUGUGUUGGUUUUAUGUAUUUUCCCUUUCCCAAGAAGUUCAAUAAAGGUUGCCAGUCGGUACUAUU